GCAUCGUUGCCACCCAUUUCUUCCUGUUAUAAAAAGUGUUCAACGCCAUUUUGCUUUGUGUGCAGUGACAAUUUUCAGUGUUGAAAAGUAGCGUCUUAUAGAUAAUUAUCGUUUUUGUUUUAAUUUUAUUUCUCCAAAACGUCGAACUCAUACAAAAUGGUGUCGUCCAACCCACCGAGGAAGACAAAAAUCUUCGUUGGACGACUACCAGAAAACUGCCGGAAUGACGAACUUCGUCAACUUUUCACUCGAUUUGGAGACGUAACCGAGUGCGAUGUAAUGAACCGUUAUGGUUUUGUACAUAUGGCUCGCGAGGAAGAUGCGGCAGCUGCAAUCAAAGCACUACACAACACAAACUUCAAAGGUGCCACGAUCAAUGUUGAGCAGUCCACGGGUAAAUCAAGAGGCGGUGGUGGCGGCGGUGGCGGAAGACGAGACGAUCGCCGUGGCGGUCCAAUGAGAGGAGGCCGAGGAGGUCGUGAUGGAGGACGAGAUAGUCGGCCCGGUCCGUAUAACGACAGGAGAGGAGGUGGAGGCGGCGGUGGUUAUCAGGACUAUAAUCGUGGUGGAGGGGAUUUCAGUGGUCGCAAUGAUUUUAAUCAAGGUUAUGGAGAUCGUGGGGGUUAUGGUCAGAAUGUUGGUGGGGGACAGCCAAUGGGGGGUUACACAUCGGCUGCACCAAUGGGCGGCGGUUAUGGGCCAUCUGGUGGCGCUGUUGGCGCUUACGGUCCACAAGGAACUGCAGACUAUGGACGACAAGACUACGGAAGGGCAGACUUUGGUCAAAGGAAUGACUACGGCAAUCACGGAGGCAUGUGCGACUAUUCGGUAGUCGGUGGUGGAAUGGGUAGUGAUUUCAAUAGAGGCCAACCUGGUCCAGUAGAGUAUGGACGCGUUGACAAUUUUGGAGGUGGCCGCCCAGUAGAUUAUGCGCCUAGAAACGAUUACGAUCGCAGUGGAGCAGGACCAAUGAGAAACGGAAGUGGCGCAGUCGCUGCUAGUGGUUACGGCACUGGCUACGGCGACGUUGGUUACGAUUCGAAUUUCCAGCAAAUGAGUGGAGGUCCGAGUUACAACACUGGCCCAAGUUAUAACACUGGACCUGGACCACAAGCAGAUAUGUUCAGCAGAAGAGCUGGAGGAGCCGUCCAAGGUGGUGGUUAUCAAGUUAGUGGAGGAUACGGCGAAGCUUACGACAGGCCUGAUCCCUAUGGACCUCCACGUGGAAAUGGCCGCUUCCCAGGUCCGGCAGACGGGAUGCCUCCGAGGUACUAAAAAGUAUUAAGUACCAAAACUUAGAAAAGCGAACACUCAAAUGAAAAAAAAGUGCGCCGAUUUCUGUACACACAAAAUCACAACCGCAACUGAUUAUUUGACAAGAAAAAUCAUUUGAAUAGACACUAAUUUAUAUGUCUUUUUUAAAAAAAAUGUUAAGAAGUAAAUUCUUAAGGUUUCUCUUUUUUUUUAAUUCAAGUUGCAUUUGAAUAUUAUUAGUUUCAUUAUGCAGCAAUUUAAUAGUAAAAACAAUUUUUUUCAUAAUUGUACAAUUCAUAAAGAAUUAUAAUUUUUACAAUUUGCAAUA
Leptopilina heterotoma is the source of this 1582-nucleotide messenger RNA. Its product is annotated as pro-resilin-like. NCBI's taxonomy places the organism in Eukaryota, Metazoa, Arthropoda, Insecta, Hymenoptera, Figitidae. Gene Ontology annotation, cellular component: cytosol. Bases 157 to 1275 code for a protein of 372 amino acids. Gene Ontology annotation, molecular function: mRNA binding. The record is from RefSeq and is a predicted model, not a curated record. The transcript has 8 exons.